Molecule: messenger RNA, 1820 nt
Organism: Cololabis saira (Pacific saury)
Lineage: Eukaryota; Metazoa; Chordata; Actinopteri; Beloniformes; Belonidae
Product: Voltage-dependent anion-selective channel protein 2-like
Exons: 9
Coding region: 132-977 (281 amino acids)
Biological process (GO): monoatomic anion transmembrane transport
Cellular component (GO): mitochondrial outer membrane
Molecular function (GO): voltage-gated monoatomic anion channel activity
Source: RefSeq, a predicted model, not a curated record
AAGCAGGUCUCCUUCAUCCCCGUGUUCUUUCUGGCAGAGCUGAACUAAGCUGCAGCAUCAUCAUCCCAGGACCUCCAGGACGCCGCAGGCUCUGCAGACCCACCUUACAAACACCUUUGCUGCAUCGCACAAUGGCUGUCCCUCCGUCGUACUCGGACCUCGGCAAGGCCGCCAAGGACAUCUUCAGCAAGGGCUAUGGUUUUGGUCUCGUAAAGCUGGACCUGAAGACCAAAUCUCAAAGUGGAGUGGAGUUCAACACGAACGGCUCAAGUAACACGGACACAGGAAAGGCUUCCGGGAGUCUGGAGACCAAAUACAAGAUGAAGGAGCUGGGCCUGAGCGUCAACCAGAAGUGGAACACGGACAACACGCUGGCUACCGAGGUCACCGUGGAGGACCAGCUCACUCAGGGACUCAAGGUUGCCUUGGAAACGUCUUUUGUACCAAACACAGGGAAGAAGAGCGGGAAGCUGAAGAGCGGCUACAAGCGCGACUACGUGAACCUGGGCUGCGACGUCGACUUCGAGGGCCCCAUCAUCCACGCCGCUGCCGUGCUCGGCUACGAAGGCUGGCUGGCCGGCUACCAGAUGGCCUUCGACACGGCCAAGUCCAAGCUGAACCAGAACAACUUUGCCCUCGGGUACCGGGCCGGAGACUUCCAGCUGCACACCAACGUUAACGACAGCACCGAGUUCGGUGGCUCCAUCUACCAGAAGGUGAACGACGAGCUGGAGACGGCAGUCACUCUGGCCUGGACCGCGGGCAGCAACAACACCCGCUUCGGCAUUGCUGCCAAAUACAAGCUGGACAAAGACGCGUCUCUGUCUGCCAAAGUGAACAAUGCCAGUCUGAUUGGAAUCGGGUACACCCAGAGCCUUCGGCCAGGUGUUAAAGUCACCCUCUCGGCCCUCAUCGACGGGAAGAACUUCAACGCCGGCGGACACAAAGUCGGCAUGGGCUUCGAGCUGGAGGCGUGAAGAUGCUCCUCAUCAGCAGCGACCACCACCGUUCACGUAGCUCUUCCUCCACCCCUCUGACGAGCAUUUCUGACAGCAACAGUCGAGCCCUGAGAUGCGAGGUCGACUCCUGAUCUGCUGAUUCACCGUUGUGGAAAAAUAACCGUUUUCAUGGAUGUUGAAGUGACAUUAUUUAUUUCCCCGUAGGUCUCGGAUGAUGUAGUCGUAAAUGUGUAGCUCAUUGCAACUGUUAUUCCUAAACUCAUGUGAGGAGGACUUCAUGGAUGCAGAGCUUCAGGUUUAUUUGCCUGGAAGUGCAGUGUGUCGGUUUUCCUUCACUUUCUUUUCCCCGGGUUUAAACACGUUUCGUGGUUUGAGAACGGUUCCCGGCGCAGCGGCAGAUGCUUGUUACCAUUGGCCAUUGCUCAGUUUGACAGAUGAGAUCAGUGUGGCGGGAUCUUCUUUCAGCUCGUGUAGAUAGUUUGCAUUUCUACGACUCUGUUUUCAUCUCUCGUCUCAGCGGUCAGGAAGGAAACGAGGAUGUUUAGCAUCUGCGCUGCAGCCGGCUGUUUCCUGCUGUCGCUCGAGGACUGCUCUCGUUGCUGUCAGCAAUCGCUUCAAACGCUCCAUUCCCCCCCAGAUGUUUGCAGAAAAUCCAGCUGCUUGUCCUCCACAGGACCAGAACGGGGUUCGGAGUCCCCAUGUGACUGUCCUCUUCAUGAUAAUUCAUCCGCCCUCCUCUUCUUCUGAUUGUGACGUCCCAACCAUGGCUCAAAUUUUGUCUCUUAGACAUUACCUCAUGUUUUUUUUUUCCAAUGUAAACUGAAGGAAUUCUACUGAGAAAAAUAAAUAAAUGUUUAAAAA